GUUUGGGCGGACAUGCGCAGAGACGAUGCUCCUCCAUCUGCGUUUAGGCGCUCGGACCUGAUUUCACUUUCAUUACGCACGGAGUUGCGGCAGCCGGACACGACUCGCACGAGCGCGCGGCGGCGGAGCUGUGACGCGCUGGAUCACCAAUGCAAAUGAGUCUGGCGACCCCUCCCCCUCCUCGCCAGCACGCGCCCCCGCGCGCGCCCUGCUCGUGGAUUAUUUUUCCGAGGCAGCCCUUUCAGAGCGCCGGCUCCUUCAGGGAGCACGAGCGUGCGCGCGCGGAGGAGCUUAUAUAACCGCAGCUCCGGGGAGCCAGGCGCCCCUCCGCGGACACCGAGGCGGGGAGAGCAGCGGGGACCGCCGCAGAUUUCUCUCAGGGAUUCCCCUGGCGCUGCCGACCACAGGCUGGGAUAUGAAACUGCCUCUCUUUGUGACUCAGUCAUGGUUCCACUGCUGUCCAACUGCGGGGCAACAACAGAGCAUUAAUAGCCCCACAGCUGGACGCUGCAGGUCUUUGCAGAAGGAUGAAAUUGCUUUCCUGAUUGAGGGAAUGGCCUUCCAGCGCGGCGAGUGACUGUAAACGCUGCAGGUAUGGGGGUGCCCCUCUACAGGCUGCACUGCCUGCUGAAGAGGGCUCAGAUGCUGCUGCUCUGCCUGGGCAUCGCCUAUCUGAUGGCAGGCAGCAUCCUGCUGCUGCAGCGCUCCAGCGUCAGAGUGCCUCAGGCGACCCUCGCCGGCCUGCCCCCCCUCCUGUCUCUCGCUGCACCCCCAACCGCCCUCAGGACUGCUGGUCUGGGCAUGAGGGCGCGUUCCAGAUGGGUGGCUGUGUCUGGAGGCGGGGCCGGCGCGGGCAGGCGUGGGCCUUCCUCCCAGAUCUUCGGGUUCCAGCACUUGCAUCGUCGCUGGUUUCACACUGCGCUGCCAGAGAGUACAGAGGAGAGAUUUUCAGCACGGAGGAGCAGCAGACACAAAGGAACUUAUAUGGGAUGCUUCCUUCACAAUGCCAGUGACCGGGCCCUGGGAGGAACCAUGCUGUAUGACAUGCGAAAGAUGACCAGCGCUCUGUGUCAAGACACCUGCUCAGAAAGUGGGUACCAGUUUGCAGGUCUGGAGUAUGGAGCUGAGUGCCACUGUGGGAACCGGAUCAGCAGCCCCCCGGCUCCCGAGGAGGACUGCAACCUGGUCUGCCGUGGAGAGAGGGGGUCUCCCUGUGGUGGUGUGGGUCGUCUCUCCAUCUAUAAGGUGGAGCAGCAGCUGCCAGGCCAGAGGAAGUUCAGAAACGUUCACUACCGCGGUUGCUUCGAGUUCAAGAACAGCUCCAUCUGCUCCUUCCCCGUCCACUCCUUCCAGCACAACCUGACCACACAGUCCUGCAUGGAGAUCUGCACUGACAAGGAGCUCCCACUGGCCGUGUUCAAGAAGCCGCACUGUUUCUGCACGCGGACGUCGCCUCUCUUCAGCCUCACUCGACAGCAGGACGACCUGCGGUGCGCUCUGAACCACAGCUCCUCCUCCACAGCUGAGGGCGGCUAUUACCACGUGUACCACACACCUGUGCUGGACUCCAGGUGCAAAGAGAGGAUAUUUCUACCUCACAGAUCCUCCUCCCUGGUGGCGCUCUCCAGUUUCCCCGGCGCAGGAAACACUUGGGUCCGUCACCUGAUCGAGCUGGUAACUGGGUACUACACCGGCAGCUUCUACUUCGACGGCACCUUGUUCAACAGAGGUUUUAAGGGCGAGAAGGACUACUGGAGGAGCGGCCGCAGCAUCUGUGUGAAGACCCACGAGAGCGGUCAGAAAGAGAUCGAGAUGUUCGACUCUGCCAUCCUGCUGAUCAGAAACCCGUACCGCUCCCUCAUGGCGGAAUUCAACCGCAAGUGCGCGGGACACCUGGGACACGCCUCGGACGCUCAGUGGAGCAGCACAGAGUGGCCAGCAUUCGUCUCCAGCUACGCCCCCUGGUGGGCCUCUCACGCUCUAAGCUGGCUGAAGUUCGGCCGGCGCCUCCUGGUGGUUCACUACGAGGAGCUGCAGAAGGCUCUCCUGCCGCAGCUCCGUCUCAUCACAGCCUUCCUGAAUGUCAGCGUCUCAGAGGAGCGACUGCUGUGUGCGCAGUGCAACCAAGACGGACACUUCAAGCGCUCGGGGGGUCCGCAGCCGUCCUUCGACCCCUUCACCCCUGACAUGAAACAGACCAUUGACUCCUUUAUUCACACGGUUGAUCAGGCCCUGAGGAGCAGAAACUUCAGCGGACUUCCACAGGAAUACACUCCCACCAGAUGAUCUGCACAUGUGAAGCUGCUCAGAGACUCUCAGAGGUCCGCGUUCAGGCCCACCGGUCACAGCAGAGACACAGUCAGCGGUCACGUGGUUCCGACAGACUCGGAGGACUCGACGUGACUUCAGAAGGAAUACUUCUCUGUCAUUUUCAUUUAAGAAACCUUAUGUAGUUUUGUUUGAUUGUUUUUUAAUGUCAUUUUCAUACAGUGAGUGCAGAAGCCUCAGUGACGCCUGUCUGAACAGUUUGGACUCAUUAAAUCCCUUUUGAAGAAAGUGAA
Oryzias melastigma (Indian medaka) is the source of this 2561-nucleotide messenger RNA. It is a transcript of the gene wscd1b, whose product is annotated as WSC domain containing 1b. The transcript has 9 exons. Lineage: Eukaryota; Metazoa; Chordata; Actinopteri; Beloniformes; Adrianichthyidae. Bases 595 to 2286 code for a protein of 563 amino acids. The record is from RefSeq and is a predicted model, not a curated record.